AUGGAGCAUUUCUCACUGGAGGUGGUGGCUGCGCUGCGGUUGAUAUCUGCCAAGAACGAGAAGAGCCGCAGCGAGCUGAGCAGAUUCUUGACCAAGCAGGUGUGGACACCUCAAGAUCGUCAGGGUAUCCUGAAUACCUUAGCACAGUUACUCCUGGACAAGGACUGUACUGUGCUUAUUGGUCGCCAGCUACGCUCUCUCCUUUUGGAUUUGCUGGAAAGGAACGCUGAAUCCAUAAAAGCUGGAGGCCAAGUCAACCACGAUCUACACGAACGACUUUGUGUGUCUUUAAGCAAGCUCAUUGGUAACCAUCCUGAUGCUCUCCCAUUUGCCCUGAGGUAUUUCAAGGACACUUACCCAGUUUUUCAGAGACUCUUCCUAGAAAGUUCAGAUGCUAACCCUGUCCGCUAUGGGCGCAGGCGGAUGAAGCUUCGAGACCUAAUGGAAGCAGCCUACAGGUUUCUGCAACAAGAGCAGUCUGUGUUCCGGGAACUCUGGGACUGGAGUGUGUGCGUCCCUCUCCUCAGAAGCCAUGACACCUUGGUUCGAUGGUACACAGCCAAUUGUCUAGCUUUGGUCACUUGUAUGAAUGAGGAGCACAAAUUAUCAUUCCUUAAGAAGAUUUUUAGUAAUGAAGAAUUGAUCCAUUUCAGGUUGAGGUUACUAGAAGAGGCUCAGCUGCAGGACUUGGAGAAGGCCUUAGUUUUGGCAAAUCCAGAAUCCUGCCUUUGGCAUAAAGAGAAGGAGCUGCAGUACCUACCUGGACACCUUGUUUCAGCGGACUUUUCCUCCAGGGUGAUCACUGUCUGUGGUGUAGUGCUGCCUGGGCAGGUGGUGGCUCUGGGAGAGCAGGCUAGUAAUAGGAGUUCUUUGCGUGAACAGGAGCUGGCACUCAAGUCUUACGUGCUGGUUCAAUCAGUCUGCAAAAAUCUUCAGACCUUGGCUAUGGCAGUGGCUUCUCAGAAUGCAGUGUUGUUGGAAGGACCAAUCGGAUGUGGCAAAACUUCAUUAGUUGAAUAUUUAGCUGCAGUGACAGGUAGAAGGAAGCCCCCUCACCUUCUCAAAGUCCAGCUUGGAGAUCAGACUGACAGUAAGAUGCUGUUGGGAAUGUAUCGCUGCACAGAUGUCCCAGGCGAGUUUGUGUGGCAGCCUGGCACUCUGACACAGGCGGCCACCUAUGGCCACUGGAUCCUGCUGGAGGACAUUGACUAUGCACCCUUAGAUGUGGUUUCUGUAUUGAUCCCUCUCUUGGAGAAUGGAGAGCUCUUAAUUCCUGGCCGAGGUGACUGUCUGAAAGUAGCACCUGGAUUUCAGUUCUUUGCAACUAGAAGACUCUUGAGCUAUGGAGGAAGUUGGUACCGACCAUUAAACAGUCAUGCUACUUUGCUAGACAAAUAUUGGACCAAAAUUCACUUGAAUAACAUGGAUAAGACAGAAUUGAAUGAGGUUCUUCAGAGCAGAUAUCCCAGCCUUUUGACAGCAACUGAUCAUCUACUUGAUAUUUAUAUCCAACUUACUGGUGAAAAACAUCACUCUCAGAGUGAUAGUUCUGUUGAAUGUGAACAGACAUUUGAGGAAGUCUCAGAAACCAGGAGAGAAAACACACCAAGUCUAGAGGGAAGAGAAUUGUCCCUAAGAGAUCUCCUGAAUUGGUGUAAUAGAAUUGAUCAUAGCUUUGACAGUUCUUCAUCAGCAUCAUUAAAUAUUUUUCAAGAGGCCCUGGACUGUUUUACAGCAAUGCUUUCUAAACAUACAAGCAAAGUGAAAAUGGCAGAAGUCAUUGGAAGCAAAUUGAACAUUUCUAAGAAAAAGGCUGAGUAUUACUGUCAACUUUAUAAACCAGAAAUUGUGAUCAAUGAGCUAGAUGUACAAGUGGGCCGAGUGCAUCUUCUACGAAAACAGAAUGAGGCUGUCCACAUACAGAGAGAGAAAUUAACUUUCGCAGCUACAAGGCCAUCCUCAGUUCUUAUUGAACAGCUUGCUGUGUGUGUCAGCAAAGGGGAACCUGUGUUGUUAGUGGGAGAGACAGGAACUGGCAAAACUUCUACUGUCCAGUACUUGGCUCAUAUUACGGGCCACCGUUUAAGAGUUGUCAAUAUGAAUCAACAGAGUGACACUGCAGACUUGCUUGGAGGUUACAAACCAGUAGACCAUAAACUUAUCUGGCUGCCUUUACGGGAAGGAUUUGAGGAACUUUUUGCCCAGACAUUUUCCAAGAAGCAGAACUUUACAUUUCUGGGACACAUACAGACUUGUUACAGGCAAAAGCGGUGGCAUGAUCUCCUGAGACUAAUGCAACAUGUUCACAAGUCUGCUGUCAACAAGAAUGGAAAAAAGAAUGAAACUGAAUUACUCCUGAAGGAGAAGUGGGAAGUAUUUGGUCUUAGACUCAACCAUGCCCAACAACAGAUGAAAAUGACUGAAAAUGCCCUUUUGUUUGCCUUUGUAGAGGGCACAUUAGUUCAGGCUGUAAAGAAAGGAGAGUGGAUCUUGUUGGAUGAGAUUAAUCUGGCUGCUCCAGAAACAUUGGAAUGCCUGAGUGGUUUACUUGAAGGAUCUUCCAGCUCGUUGGUAUUGCUGGAUCGAGGAGACACAGAGCCAUUGGUUCGUCAUCCUGACUUCCGCCUGUUUGCCUGCAUGAAUCCAGCAACAGAUGUGGGCAAAAGAAAUCUUCCACCGGGAAUAAGAAACAGGUUCACCGAACUGUACGUAGAAGAAUUGGAAAGUAAAGAAGACUUACAAAUUCUUAUCGCUGACUAUCUGAAAGGAUUGAGUGUAAGCAAGAGCACAGUGCAAGGAAUCAUAAACUUCUACACAAUUGUUCGGAAGGAAUCUGGGACCAAAUUGGUGGAUGGGACUGGCCACAGACCUCAUUAUAGCCUUCGGACUCUCUGCAGGGCCCUGCGAUUUGCAGCCUCUAAUCCGUGUAGCAGCAUCCAGCGUUCACUUUAUGAGGGCUUUUGUUUGGGUUUCUUAACACAGCUUAACAGGGCAUCACACCCAGUAGUUCAGAAGCUCAUUUGUCAACACAUCAUCUCUGGCAAUGUUAAAAGUCUACUGAAGCAGCCAAUUCCAGAACCAAAAGGAGGCCGACUUAUCCAAGUUGAAGGUUACUGGAUAUCAGUGGGAGACAAAGAACCUAGAAUUGAUGAGACAUAUAUUCUUACAUCUUCCGUCAAGCUGAACCUAAGAGAUAUAGUCCGAGUGGUCUCUGCCGGAACCUACCCAGUACUGAUUCAGGGAGAGACAUCAGUUGGUAAGACAAGCCUGAUUCGGUGGCUGGCUGCAGCUACUGGGAACCAUUGUGUGCGAAUUAAUAAUCAUGAACACACAGAUAUUCAGGAAUAUAUUGGUUGCUACACAUCUGAUGCCUCAGGGAAGCUUAUAUUUAAAGAAGGUGUUCUUAUUGAUGCAAUGAGAAAAGGCUACUGGAUUAUUUUAGAUGAAUUAAAUUUGGCCCCUACCGACGUGUUAGAGGCACUAAACCGACUCUUGGAUGAUAACCGCGAAUUACUCAUAACGGAAACACAAGAAGUUGUUAAAGCACAUCCUCGCUUCAUGCUUUUUGCCACUCAGAAUCCUCCUGGGCUUUAUGGCGGUAGAAAGGUGCUUUCUCGAGCCUUCAGGAACCGGUUUGUGGAACUGCAUUUUGAUGAAUUGCCUAGUUCUGAGUUAGAAACAAUCUUGCAUAAGCGGUGUAGUUUACCACCCUCCUAUUGCAGCAAGUUGGUUAAAGUAAUGCUGGACCUUCAGUCUUAUCGCAGAGGUUCUUCUGUGUUUGCUGGAAAACAUGGCUUCAUCACCCUUCGUGAUCUGUUCCGAUGGGCUGAAAGGUACAGAUUGGCUGAGCAGACUGAAAAGGAAUAUGACUGGCUACAGCAUUUAGCCAAUGAUGGUUUUAUGCUUCUGGCAGGCCGAGUCAGGAAACAGGAGGAGGUUGAUGUGAUUCAACAAGUCCUUGAAAAACAUUUUAAGAAAAAACUGUGUCCUCAUUCUCUUUUCUCCAAAGAAAAUGUCCAAAAAUUGCUAGGAAAUUUAUCUACUUCUACACUGGAGUCCAAGUUCAACCAUAUUGUGUGGACUGAGAGUAUGCGGAGAAUGGCCAUGCUCGUGGGAAGAGCAUUAGAAUUUGGUGAACCAGUACUACUUGUUGGAGACACAGGGUGUGGAAAAACUACUAUCUGUCAGCUGUUUGCAGCAUUGACAAAUCAGAAAUUAUACUCCGUCAACUGUCACUUACAUAUGGAGACAUCGGACUUCUUAGGGGGGCUGCGGCCAGUGAGACAGAAACCAAAGGAAAAGGAAGAAAAUGACACACGACUCUUUGAGUGGCAUGAUGGGCCUCUAGUUCUGGCCAUCAAGGAGGAUGGCUUUUUCCUCUUGGAUGAGAUCUCACUGGCUGAUGACUCUGUCUUGGAAAGACUAAAUAGUGUCCUUGAAGUGGAAAAGUCUCUGGUGUUAGCUGAAAAAGGCAGUCUAGAGGAUACAGAUAAUGAGGUAGAGCUGUUGACUGCUGGAAAAAAAUUCCGUAUCUUAGCAACCAUGAACCCUGGGGGUGACUUUGGCAAAAAAGAGCUGUCUCCUGCAUUAAGAAAUCGGUUUACUGAAAUAUGGUGUCCUCAAAGUACAAGCCGUGAAGAUUUGAUUCAGAUUAUUAAUCAAAAUCUUCGUCCAGGGUUGUCUCUUGGCCAGAUAGAUCAUAAAGGGAUUGACAUAGCUGAGGUGAUGCUGGAUUUCAUUGACUGGCUAACCCACCAAGAGUUUGGCCGAAGGUGUGUGGUCAGUAUCAGAGAUAUCCUAUCCUGGGUUCACUUCAUGAAUAUAAUGGGUGAAGAAGCUGCCUUGAAAAGGCCUGAGGCCAUCUCUACUGUGACGUCUUUUGUCCAUGCUGCGUGCCUGGUGUAUAUAGAUGGAAUAGGUUCAGGGAUAACAUCAUCUGGAUUUGGUACAGCCCUUCUGGCUCGCAAAGAAUGUCUGAAAUUUCUAAGCCAGAAGCUUUCCAAGAUAGUCCGACUUACAGAGUGUCAGAAAAAUGACUUGAAGAUUUACGACAGGCUCCAGGCCAAAGAAUUCACUGGAAUAGAUAACCUUUGGGGAAUCCAUCCUUUUUUUAUACCAAGGGGACCUGUCCUUCACAGGAAUAAUACUGCUGACUAUGCACUCAGUGCUUGCACUACAGCUAUGAAUGCACAGAGACUUUUACGAGCUACAAAACUGAAUAAACCUAUUCUCCUGGAAGGCUCCCCUGGAGUGGGGAAGACCAGUUUGGUGGGAGCAUUAGCAAAAGCAUCAGGCAACACUCUUGUUCGAAUCAACUUGUCAGAGCAGACGGACAUCACAGACCUAUUUGGAGCAGAUCUUCCUGUUGAAGGUGGCAAGGGAGGCGAGUUUUCCUGGCGUGAUGGCCCUCUAUUGGCGGCUCUGAAGGCAGGCCAUUGGAUUGUGUUAGAUGAGCUUAACCUGGCUUCACAGUCUGUUUUGGAAGGGCUUAAUGCUUGUUUCGACCAUCGAGGGGAAAUCUUUGUUCCAGAAUUAGGAAUGAGUUUUCAAGUACAGCAUGAGAAGACAAAGAUUUUUGGGUGUCAGAAUCCAUUCAGACAAGGAGGCGGAAGGAAGGGCUUGCCCAGGUCUUUUCUUAACAGAUUCACUCAGGUCUUUGUGGAUCCACUUACAGUCAUUGACAUGGAAUUUAUCGCCAGUACCUUAUUUCCAGCCAUUGAUAAAAAUAUUGUUAAGAAAAUGGUUGCUUUCAAUAACCAAAUUGAUCAUGAAGUGACUGUUGAGAAGAAAUGGGGACAAAAAGGAGGACCUUGGGAAUUCAACCUCAGGGACCUUUUCCGAUGGUGCCAGUUGAUGCUGGUUGACCAGUCCCCUGGGUGUUAUGAUCCUGCUCAACAUGUGUUUUUGGUCUAUGGGGAAAGAAUGAGAACCAAGGGAGACAAAGAAAAGGUCAUUGCUGUAUUCAAGGAUAUAUUUGGCUCAGAUUCCAGGCCAUAUAUGGGAACCAGACUGUUUCACAUCACUCCCUAUGAUGUGCAGCUGGGCUACUCAGUUCUUAGCCGUGGCAACUAUGCUCCUCACCCAUGCCACCGACCCCUGUCACUCCUGCACCAGUCAUUACAGUCCCUGGAGUCGAUCAUGAAGUGUGUUCAGAUGAGUUGGAUGGUCAUCCUUGUGGGUCCAGCUUCUGUGGGCAAGACCAGUCUAGUGCAGCUUCUGGCACACCUUACUGGUCACACCUUAAAGAUAAUGCCUAUGAACAGUGCAAUGGACACUACUGAGCUUUUGGGUGGAUUUGAGCAGGUUGAUCUUAUACGUCCUUGGAGGCAACUUCUCGAGAAGGUGGAAGGCACCAUAAGGACAUUGUUAAGGGAUAGCCUCCUUAUUAGUGCUGAUGAUGCAGAAGUCGUGCUACGAGCCUGGAGUCACUUCCUUCUGACAUAUAAGCCCAAAUGUCUUGGAGAAGGUGGUAAAGGUAUCACGAUGGAGAUUGUAAAUAAGCUGGAAGCAGUAUUAUUACUGAUGCAGCGACUUAACAAUAAAAUCAACUCAUACUCCAAGGCAGAUUUUGCUAAACUUGUGGAAGAGUUCCGAAACUUUGGAUUAAAGCUUAUGCAGUCAGCCAGUGGCCAUAGCCAUGGAACAUUUGAAUGGAUCGACAGCAUGUUGGUUCGAGCCCUCAAGUCCGGAGACUGGCUUCUGAUGGACAAUGUUAACUUCUGCAACCCAUCAGUGCUGGAUCGCUUGAAUGCUUUACUUGAACCUGGAGGUGUCCUCACAAUGAGUGAGAGGGGAAUGGUGGAUGGAACCACUCCAACUAUAACACCAAAUCCCAAUUUCAGGCUUUUUCUGUCAAUGGAUCCUGUUCAUGGAGAAAUAUCCCGAGCGAUGAGAAAUCGUGGGCUCGAGAUCUACAUUUCAGGAGAAUGGGAUGGAAAUAGUCCAGACGACCUAGAUCUGAAAGUUCUGCUGCACAGCCUUGGGUUGGUGGGGGAUAGUGUGUGUGACACCCUCUUGGCUCUACACAUGGAGACCCGAAGAACUGUUGUAGGUUCUCAAACAUCAUCUGUGUCCACUCUGAUUCAGACAGCCAUACUUAUUGUUCAGUAUCUACAACGAGGCUUGAGUUUGGAUAGAGCCUUUUCCGAGGCAUGUUGGGAAGUAUAUGUCUGUUCGCAGCAUUCACCAGCAAAUCGGAAGCUUGUACAGGACUUGCUGGAGAAACAUGUUUCUUCCCUGAAAGCACAUGAAACUUGGGGUAACUCCAUUCUUGCCAUGGGGCUUUGGCCAGAUUCUCUGCCCUCAGCUCUCUUUGCUACUGAAGACUCCCACCUCUCUGUAGUCCGAAGUGAUGGACAGAUACUAGCAUAUUGCCUAAAUAGGAUGAGCCUGAAAACCAGCAGCUGGUUAAGGACUCAACCCCUUACCUUGCAAGACUUAAAUAAAAUAAUGCAGUCCUCCAGUCCUGAGAACCUGAAAUUCAAUGCAGUUGAAAUGGAUACACAUUGGAUUGAUGAACCAGAUGUUCUGGCUGUGGCUGUUAAAUUGCUCAUAGAAAGAGCAACCAAUCAGGACUGGAUGAUCAGAGUUAAAUGGCUAUAUCAUUUAGCCAAGAAUGUACCACAGGGGCUUGAGUCAAUACAGAUUCAUUUGGAAGCUAGUGCUGCAUCUCUUAGGAAUUUUUACUCAAAUUCUCUCUCAGCUGGGAUCGGUAAUAUCAUCAAAAUAUUGCAACCAAAUCUAACAGAUGAAUUUGUGGUUCCUCUGGAUCCCCGGUGGAAUAUGCAGAUGUUGGACAUCCUUAGAAAUUCCAUGGACUUUGACCCACAGAUGGACCAGUCUGAGCAGCUCUUUGCCAUUUUAGAAUCUAUUGCAAACAGGACAAUGAUAUAUCUUGACCGGGAAAAACGGAUUUUUACAGAAGCAAAUUUGAAUUCUGUUGGUAGCAAAAAGUUAAGGAAUAGUGUUUUGAGAAUGUCCUUUGAAUUCCAUAAAGAUCCAGAAAGUUAUCAAAGCCUGCCCCAUGAAAUUGUGGUCAAUCUUGCUGCUUUUUUUGAGCUUUGUGAUGCACUAAUUCUACGCUGGGUACAGUCAUCCCAGGGGACGGUGUCUGAUGCCCUUUUCAAUGAGAUUCUGGGUUCUGUGCGAUGGCGGGACCGGCUUUGGACUGUGGCUGACACAGUAAAAGUGGAUGUUCCAGGCUUGGCCCUGCUUGCCCUUCAUUGGCACUGGGUUUCGAAACAUUUGAUACAUCAGAUUCCUCAACUCCUCAGGAAUCAUGAAGACAAAUACUAUAAGGAGGUUCAGACUGUUUCAGAACAUAUUCAGAAUUGCUUGGAGAGUCCCACUGGUGGUUUUACUGGUAUAAAAAAGCUGCAGAAAUUUCUGGGACGACCAUAUCCUUUUAAGAACGAGCUGGUGGUUGAGUGUUUUUCACAACUGAACGUGCUUAGCAGAGCUCUUGCCAUUAAAGAGCGGAUGCCUUCCCUUGGAGAGAGUGGAUGGCCGGAAGACAUUAGUCGCCUGCAAGUGCUUGCUUCUGAGUGGACAUUAAAGAAAAGUCUUCUUCAAUCCUGGGGAUUGGUUCUCAGAGCUAAUAUCAUGCAAACUGUCAACCCAGAUGAAUUAAAGAAUAUUGUGAAUGCUCAGUGUUUAGAAUUAAAAGCCAAAGGAAUUUCACUCAGUUUCCCAGAGAAAAAGCACAGUGAAGCUACCUCCUAUUCUCAGCCAACCAUAAUCCACCUCGUCAGGAGUGUCCAAGUGUGGCCCGCAAUGGAGUACCUGGCUCUGCUUUGGCAGUACAAACUGACAGCUGAUUUCAUGACACAGGCUUAUCUGAGAAGGUCUGGCAAAACUCAACAACCCUCCAUAGAUGAGGAGAUAAAGCAACAUAUCACAUUUUGUCUUAAGUAUACACCAGUUGCUCCUCAUGAACUGCGAGACCUUUGGUCCACGCUGCACCAUCAGCAGGUGUCCACUGAAGAGAUUAUUUCUUUAUGGUCUGGGCUGUUUGCUUCCACAUUUAUGUCUUUCUGGAGCAGUACUGUGACAACAAAUCCCGAAUACUGGCUAACUUGGAGCCCUCUGCCUUAUGCACAACAGAGGGAAAUGCCCAAGCCCCUUCUGGACUCUACACUGAAGGGCCCGGGCAGUCUUGGCAGAGCCAUGUUCUCUAAAUGCUGCUUUGAAAUCUUGACCAGCAGCUGCAGAGCAAGUCCCUGGGAUGUAAAUGGUCUACCUAUCCUGUCCUCCUCACAUGUGACCUUGGGAGAGUGGGCUGAGAGAACCCAGCAACUACAGGAUGUCAAUUUGAUGCUUUGGACCAACAUGGCUAUCCCUUCAGUAGCAGAGUUCAGACGCACGGAUUCCCACCUCCAGGGUGUGGUGCUGUGCCGGCAUCUGGCAGGCCUGGCUGAGCUGCUUCCAGAGCCCCAGCGGAGGGAGUACAUGCAGAACUGUGACCAACUGCUGCUUAGGGAUAGCCAGGCCUUUCAACAUGUGGGCCAGACUCUUGGUGACAUGGCCAGUCAGGAGACACUGCCCAAAGAGUUGCUCUGCCUCUUGCUCACCUCUCUUCGCCAAUUUUUUGGAGAAGGAGAGAGUAAGAGGAACCUGCCUGAGCCAGCCCACCGAGGGAGCCUCUGGGUAGGCCUUGGCUUGCUCCAGAUUCAGACCUGGCUUCCCCAGGCACGCUUCGACCCUGCUGUAAAGAGAGAAUACAAGCUCAAGUACGCCAAAGAAGAGUUACAUCAGCUGCAGUGUGAGUGGAAGACCCGAAACCUCUCAUCCCAGCUACAAACGGGACAAGACCUGGAAGAUGAAGCCGUUAUCACUUACUCUCAUCCUCAUGUCAAGUCACUCCACCAGAGAAUUGAUCAGCUGGAAAAUCUGAUCUGUAGCCUGUCUAAGAAGCAGGCCUGCAGACCUCAGGUGCCUACAUAUGAGUCCCUGGUGCAGGAGAUCCACCACUACGUUACCAGCAUUGCAAAGACCUCAGCUGUUCAGGAUCUGCUCUCGAGGCUCCUGCAGGUGAUCUACAUGGAUGGACCUCGAUCUGCCCAGGUAGCACAAAACCUUCUGAAGGAGGAGGCCUCUUGGCAGCAGUCACACCACCAGUUUCGGAAGCGGCUGGUAGAGGAGUAUGCCCUUUACCCAGAUGCUGUGGCCCCGCUGCAGGCAUCCAUCCUGCAGAUGCAGCAUGGUAUGAGGCUGGUGGCAGCACAGGUCCACGCCUCACUCCAUAGCAGCAUAGUCUCUGCGGACAGCCUGGGGGCCCUGGCCACAUCACUGCUGGCUUUCCCAUCAGUGGGCCCCACCUUCCCCACCUACUAUGCUCAUGCAGAUGCUUUGUGCUCUGUGAAGUCAGAGGAGGUGCUGCGAGGCCUUGGGAAGCUGACCCUCAAGCGAUCCAGUGGAAAGGAGCUAGAAAGUAAGAGCCAGAGGCCCUGUCCAACUCGGGAACAGCUGAUGAUGAAUGCACUUCUCUACUUGCGUUCCCAUGUGCUGUGCAAGGGAGAGCUGGACCAGAGGGCCCUGCAACUCUUCAGGCAUUUGUGCCAGGAAAUCAUUAAUGAGUGGGAUGAACAGGAACGCAUAGCACAAGAGAAGGCCGAGCAGGAACGCAGCCUCUACAGAUACAGGAGCAGAAACUCCAGGACAGCUCUGAGUGAGGAAGAGGAGGAGGAGCGGGAGUUCAGAAGACAGUUUCCACUGCAUGAGAAGGAUUUUGCAGAUAUUUUGGCAGAGCCAACACUAGAAGAGAAAAAGGAAGCUGCAGAUAAUCAAGAAGAAGAAUCAGCUAUAGACACCACUCUCAUCUCCCAGAGUUCGAUGCAAGCUAUAAUGCUGAUACACCAGCAGCUCUGCCUUCACUUUGCACGUGCCCUCUGGUACCAGAAGACUGUGCCGCCGCAUGAAGCAAAGCAUUACCUCAGUCUGUUUCUGUCCUGCUACCAGACUGGGGCGUCACUUGUAACACACUUCUACCCUCUCAUGGGGGUUGAGCUGAAUGAUCAACUCUUGGGCAGCCAGCUUUUGGCCUGCACCCUCUCCCAUAACACUCUCUUUGGGGAAGCCGUCUCAGACUUGAUGUUGAAGCCGGAUGGGCCUUAUGACUUUUACCAGCACCCCAAUGUCCCAGAAGCCCGACAGUGUCAGCCUGUGCUUCAGGGAUUCUCAGAAACUGUCAGUCACCUGCUGCAGGAUUGGCCUGAACACCCAGCCCUUGAACAGCUACUGGUUGUUAUGGACAGAAUUCGUAGUUUUCCACUUUCCAGUCCCAUCUCAAAGUUCUUAAAUGGUUUAGAGAUCCUUCUAGCAAAGGCACAGGAUUGGGAGCAAAAUGCAAGUCGAACUCUUUCUCUUCGGAAACAUCUUGAUUUGGUCACUCAGAUGAUCAUUAGGUGGCGUAAACUGGAGCUGAAUUGCUGGUCCAUGAGUCUCGAUAAUACCAUGAAACGCCACACUGAGAAAUCUACGAAACACUGGUUCUCUAUCUACCAGAUGCUUGAGAAGCAUAUGCAGGAACAGACAGAAGAGCAGGAAGAUGACAAACAGAUGACCCUGAGCUUGCUGGUCAGCACCUUACAAGCCUUUAUUGAAGGAUCUUCACUGGGAGAAUUCCAUGUUCGACUACAGAUGUUACUGGUUUUCCAUUGCCAUGUCUUGCUGAUGCCACAAGUUGAAGGGAAAGAUUCACUUUGCAGUGUGCUGUGGAAUUUGUACCAUUACUACAAGCAAUUCUUUGACCGGGUCCAGGCCAAAAUAGUAGAACUUCGUUCCCCCCUAGAAAAAGAACUUAAAGAAUUUGUAAAGAUUUCCAAGUGGAAUGAUGUCAGCUUCUGGGCCAUUAAACAAUCUGUAGAAAAGACACACAGGACCCUCUUUAAAUUCAUGAAAAAAUUUGAAGCUAUACUAAGUGAACCUUGCCGGUCAUCCCUGAUGGAAAGUGACAAAGAACAACAGUCUGACUUUUUACCUGGACCGACAGAUGCAGCCUCAAGUGACCUGUCUUCCAUUCAGAGUCUAAACAGGGCACUGAGAGAGACCUUGUUAGUACGGCCAGCCAGUGGACAGGCCAUGAUUCCUGAACAAUGUCAGGGUAUUGUAUCUUUUCCAUUGCAAGGGAAACUUCUCAAUCGCUUGCUGAAGCUCACGAAACGAAUGAGGAAAAUAUGCCUGACAUUCAUGAAGGAGAGCCCUCUGCCACACCUAGUGGAGGGCCUUGAUCAGUUCACAGGUGAAGUAAUUUCUUCUGUGCAUGAGCUGCAGAACUUAAAGGUGGAACCCUCUGCUGAGAAGGAGAAACAAUGUUCGGAAGCGAAACACAUUCUCAUGCUGAAGCAGCGAGCAUUAGCUGACCUCUUUAAACACCUUGCAGGCAUAGGUUUGUCGUAUCGCAAAGGUCUUGCCUGGGCUCGUUCAAAAAACUCUCAAGAAAUGCUUCAUCUUCACCCUCUGGAUCUCCAUAGUGCAUUGUUUAUAGUCAGCAACACUCGGGAGGCUGAUUCUAGGCUGCUUACGGAAAUCACGUCUUCAUGGGAUGGGUGCCAAAAGUACUUUUAUCGAUCUCUUGCACGACACACCAGGCUUAUCGCAGCUCUAGCAAACCCCGCCAAGGAGAUGGGCUUGGGCAAUGUUGAGCGGUGUAAAGGGUUCUCAGCCCAUUUGAUGAAGAUGCUUAUUCGGCAGCGACGCUCCUUGACCACACUGACUGAGCAGUGGAUCAUCCUCAGGAACCUUCUCAGCUGUGUGCAGGAGAUUCAUGGCAGGCUGACAGGGCCCCUGGCCUACCCUGUGGCCUUACCUCCUCAGGACGGUGUGCAGCAGUGGACAGAGAGGCUACAGCACCUUGCUAUGCAGAGCCAGAUCCUGCUGGAGCAGCUCUCCUGCUUCCUCCAGUGCUGCCCCAGUGUGAUGUCCACUCCAGGCAAUGACAAUACCCAGGCACAGGAUCAGCCUUCUGCUUCCCAUCAGAACCUGCUUAUCAAAGGGCAGCUCUCUGGAACAGUAAUAGUGCCAGACCUCAUCCCAUCAGAUCUUAACUACCCAUCACCAAUGCCUGGAAAUCGGCUGCCUCCUGGUUGUCGGAUGAGGAAACAAGACCAGCUUUGGCAACAGUCAACUGCAAAGUUAACAGAGAUGCUAAAAACCAUUAGAACUGUUAAAGCCGACAUUGAUAAAAUUAGGCAGCAGUCUUGUGAGACUCUCUUUCAUUCUUGGAGAGAUUUUGAAGUUUGCUCUUCUGGGUUAAGUUGCCUGUCUCAGGUGUCAGCUCAUUUGCAGGGUUUAGAAGCCUUGUUCCUUCUUCCAGGGAGGGAGGCUGAACAAACGCACCCACAAAUGGCAUUAGUUGAGAGCCUGGGGUACAUAAGGGCAGAAAUCAAUAAAGCCACAGCUGACUUUACUACCUGGAAGACAGAUCUGUUGACUCCAAGAAGCCACAGAGGAAACCAAAUACAAGAUGAAGAAUUUAUUGAAGAUUUUUCUGAGCAAGUUGAAACCGCCAUCCGUGCCAUCCUCUGUGCCAUCCAGAAUUUAGCAGAAAGAAACAGUAAAAAAGCAGAGGAGAACACUGAGCACACAAGAUCACAAGAAGACAAUGAGGCAUCGACCUUUGAGAGGCUACAGUCAGGACAUCUCUCAAAACUCUUGGAAGAUGACCUCUGGGCUGAUGUGGGCACAUUGCAUGUGCAGAAGAUAAUUUCCACUGUCUCCGAGCUGUUGGAGAGGCUGAAGUCGUAUGGAGAGGAUGGCACAGCAGAAAAGCACACGGUUUUCAACCAGUCUUGCUGCUUGUUGGUGCGCCUAGUGCCCAUGCUCUCCAGGUACUCGGACCUUAUCCUCUUCUUCCUGGCCAUGUCUUUGGCAACUCAUCGUAGCACUGCAAAGCUGCUCUCUGUGCUUGCCCAGGUCUUUUCAGAGCUUGCUCAGAAGGGAUUUUGUCUGCCCAAAGAAUUUAUGGAAGAUUCAGCUGGUGAAGGAGCAACUGAAUUCCAUGAUUAUGAGGGAGGUGGAAUUGGAGAAGGUGAGGGCAUGAAGGAUGUGAGUGACCAGAUUGAGAAUGAAGAACAGGCAGAAGACACAUUUCAGAAGGGUCAAGAAAAAGAUAAAGAGGAUCCAGACUCAAAAUCUGAUAUUAAGGGCGAGGAUAAUGCCAUAGAGAUGUCGGAAGACUUUGAUGGAAAAAUGCAUGAUGGAGAACUUGAAGAGCAAGAAGAGGAUGAUGAGAAAUCAGAUAGUGAGAGCAGAGACCUUGACAAACAAAUGGGGAAUCUUAAUGGUGAAGAAGCUGACAAACUAGAUGAGAGGCUUUGGGGUGAUGAUGAAGAUGAAGAAGAAGAGGAGGAGGAGGAAGGGGACAGUAAAACAGAAGAAACAGGACCAGGAAUGGAUGAGGAAGAUCCUGAGCUUGUUGCCAAAGAUGAUAACUUGGAUGCAGGAAAAUCCAACAAAGAUAAAAACCAGAAAAAUAAGGAAGAAAAAGAAGAAGCAGAAGGUGAUGAUGGUGGACAAGGCCAAGACAAAAUUAAUGAGCAAAUAGAUGAGAGGGAAUAUGAUGAGAAUGAGGUGGACCCUUACCACGACAAUCAGGAAAAACUGCCUGAACCUGAGGCCUUGGACCUUCCAGAUGAUUUGAACCUCGAUAGUGAAGACAGAAAUGAGGAUGAGGAUACCGACAAUGAAGACGGUGAAGAAAAUCCAUUGGAGAUAAAAGAAGAACCAAUGGAUACAGAGGAAGCAGGUCAUGAGACUGAAAACAUAGAUGAAGAAGCCAACUGUGAACAGAAUGAAGGUCAGAGUCAGGACCAGCCUGAGGAAGGUCCCACUGAAGAUGACAAGGAGGAAGGGGAGGACAUGAUGGAUACAGGAGCUGAUGACCCAGAUAAAGACACUGCCGAGCGCCCUGAGGAGAGUUCAGAAGAGGAGCAGCAGUCUCCAGAGGAAAAGGACAAAGACACAAACGAGGAGGGUUCAGAGAAUGGUGUCCCUGCUGACAAAGGUCUUCAGCCUCAGGAAAAAGAAGAGGAGAACUCUGAUGCAGAGGAGCAGGUUCCUGAGGCUAAAGAGAGGAAAGAACAUGACUCAUGCGGGCAAACCGGGGAAGAGAACAUGCAGAAUGAGCAGGCUGUGGAGCUGGCUGGUGCUGCGCCCGAGAAAGAGCAGGGCAAAGAGGAACAUGGGAGUGGAGCUGCAGAUGCAAACCAAGCAGAAGGCCAUGAAUCCACUUUCAUUGCCCGGUUGGCUUCCCAGAAGCACACCAGGAAAAACACACAGAGUUUUAAGCGGAAACCUGGACAGGCUGACAAUGAGCGCUCCAUGGGGGAUCACAAUGAGCAUGUGCAUAAGAGGCUAAAGACAGUGGAUUCAGACAAUUGUGCUGAGCGGGAGGCAGCCCAGCCCCAGGCCCAGGUGGAGGAAGCAGAUGCCUUUGAGCACAUUCAACAAGGCAGCGACUCUUACGACACACAGACCUAUGAUGUGGCCAGCAAGGAGCAGCAGCAGUCUGCAAAAGCCCCCAGCAAAGAUCAAGAAGAUGAGGAGCUCGAGGAUGCCCUCAUGGACACAGCGGAAGAGGAGGAGCUCACAGCAGUAGACACAGAGCAGCUGAAGCCAGAGGAGGUCAAGUCAGGGACCACAGCAGGGUCAGGCUUUGAUGAGAUGGAGUUGGAGACCGAAAUCGUUAAAAAAGAAGAAAACCAAGACCCUAAGACAGACAGAUCCCUCAAGGACACAGAGAAAGAGAAACCUGAGAGGAGCAGAGACUCAACCAUUCAUACAGCCCACCAAUUGCUGAUGGAUCUGGUUCUCCAGCCCGUUUUAAAAGAUGCCAGUGAACUAAGACAGGAGUUGGAAAGACAGUUGGAGACAUGGCAGCUACAUGAAUCUGGAGACCCAGAAGAAGAGAAGGCUGCAGCUGAGAUGUGGCAGAGUUAUCUGGCCUUAACAGCACCUCUUUCACAACAGCUGUGUGAACAACUUCGUCUCAUUUUAGAACCUACCCAGGCAGCCAAGCUGAAAGGAGACUAUCGAACUGGGAAGCGACUAAACAUGCGAAAGGUCAUUCCAUACAUUGCCAGUCAAUUUCGAAAAGAUAAAAUUUGGCUUCGAAGGACCAAACCCAGUAAACGUCAGUAUCAGAUCUGUUUAGCCAUCGAUGACUCUGCCAGCAUGGUAGACAACCAUACCAAACAGCUUGCGUUUGAAUCUUUGGCUGUGAUUGGAAAUGCUCUAACUCUACUAGAAGUGGGUCAGAUUGCAGUAUGCAGUUUUGGAGAGUCUGUAAGGCUGUUGCAUCCGUUCCAUGAACAGUUCAGUGAUUACUCGGGGUCUCAGAUUCUAAGGCUCUGCAAAUUCCAGCAGAAGAAAACCAAGAUUGCUCAGUUUCUGGAAUCCUCAGCCAGCAUGUUUGCAGUUGCUCAGCACCUCUCACAGAAUACCAGUUCAGAAACUUCGCAGCUGCUCUUGGUGGUUUCUGAUGGACGUGGUCUUUUCCUUGAAGGCAAAGAGCGAGUCCUUGCAGCAGUUCAGGCUGCCCGAAAUGCUAACAUCUUUGUCAUUUUUGUUGUGUUGGACAAUCCCAAUUCACGAGAUUCUAUCUUGGAUAUUAAAGUACCGAUAUUUAAAGGACCUGGAGAGAUGCCUGAAAUCCGAUCCUACAUGGAGGAGUUCCCGUUCCCAUUCUAUAUAAUUCUUCGUGAUGUGAAUGCACUUCCUGAAACACUCAGUGAUGCCCUCAGGCAGUGGUUUGAGUUGGUCACAGCCUCAGACCACCUCAAUGCAGAAAUUAUAUUUCGCCAAGGAGAAAAUGUAAGCAUUUAUUACGCGUGCUCCCUCUCAACCCUCCAAACCUGCGCCCCGUUUCUUGCAAAACUACAAAGCCUACACAUGCCGAAGGAGUCAACGCCCCGCGGCUUAACUGCGCAUGCUCCGCAGGCCACCGCCCAGGAAGCCGCGCUCGUCCCGCCCCCCGGAUCUCACUUCCGCUCCUGCGCGGUACAGCUCCAGGGGACGGGGUAG
Messenger RNA from Elephantulus edwardii (Cape elephant shrew), 17019 nucleotides. It is a transcript of the gene MDN1, whose product is annotated as MDN1, midasin homolog (yeast). Gene Ontology annotation, biological process: rRNA processing; ribosomal large subunit assembly. NCBI's taxonomy places the organism in Eukaryota, Metazoa, Chordata, Mammalia, Macroscelidea, Macroscelididae. Gene Ontology annotation, molecular function: ATP hydrolysis activity; ATP binding. Bases 1 to 17019 code for a protein of 5672 amino acids. Gene Ontology annotation, cellular component: preribosome, large subunit precursor; nucleus. The record is from RefSeq and is a predicted model, not a curated record. The transcript is spliced from 103 exons.